This is a messenger RNA of Caenorhabditis bovis, 1194 nucleotides long. NCBI's taxonomy places the organism in Eukaryota, Metazoa, Nematoda, Chromadorea, Rhabditida, Rhabditidae. The record is from the annotation of a GenBank genome assembly.
AUGCGUCGAAUAUUUCUGAUAAGCGUUCUUUGCAUUCGUUUCGUGCCCACACUACCGACUCCCGCCAAAGCGCCACCAUGCCAAUUGCCACCAUUUACUAAUUUGUUGCCUUUGAAUUCACGUCGCGAGUUACGCAAAAUUUGGGCUGGAUUUCAUUCGACGACGGCGGCCAAAAAAUGCGAACGACAGUUAGCGCAAACUCGAGAGCUAAUUGCUGGUCUUCCAGAAGAUGUCAAGAUUCGAAUUCUUGACUUUGAUCGCGGAAUAGUCACUCCUGUCGAAACUUCUCACAAAAAUAACAAUUUUCUUUCGGGAUUAUCCGAAGAACAAACUCAUCAAUUCUCACAGAUUAUGUCUAAUCGAUCAGCGACUUCCGAACAGAAAUAUGAUAUGCUUCGUAAUUGGGCUUCAGAAUAUUUAGAUCUUGAUCAAAUCAGUAAGGUUGAUCAGUUCAUUUCAUUUUUGCAAAGGAAAGAUAAAAGUUUCCAAGCCAAGGUGAAAAACCUUUCUUCUGAAGCACGAAUUGCCCACGAUAAGCUUGAAUCAUUAAGAAGAUUGAAACAAGAUGUUUAUAAUGAAUUAUCGGAUAAAGCUAAAAAGGAACUUGCUCUUCUAUACAGAGCAAAGUGCCCUCGUGGAAGUAUUUAUGAGUCUAGCGAUCUAGACGCCGAGGAAAUUCAACUAGCGUGUUCUGUUGAUGAGCGAAUGCCGUUGCUUCGGACUAUUCCAACUAAUUCGCAUUCAAGUUCGACGACUCCAUCAACAAUCGUAACCACGAAAUUGCCAACGGAAACUACCACCACAUCCACAACGCCUUCAACUACAACAACGACUCCAGCAACAACAACUUCAACACCAACCACGACGACGACAGUGACAACAACAUCAACAACGACGACAACUCCAUCGACAACCACAGCUACGACAAAGAUACCAUCUACAACAAAAUCUCACAGUAGCCCUGAUCAGAAAUCGUAUUCAACAAAUAAAUCGCCUAAUAAUGAACAGGAAUCGCUGUGGGUUCGUCUGACGACGCCGGAGACCACAACCCAUGGUCGUCUUUCAUUCGAAAUCGAAAGGAGUAAUUCGAGUAUUCCAGUGAUUCCAGGCCGACCGAAUGGAGUGGCUUCGAUGUUCGUCGCAGAUCCCGAAAAGCUGUCAGAUUUGUUGAAAAAGAUUUUCAAACAAAACUGA